AUGUUUAUCACAAAGGCAUUAAUAAAGAUUGUUUUCAAGCUUAUCUCUAAUAAUUACUCGGAUAACGAUGGUGGAAAUGAUCAAGAUGAUGAUUGUGAUGGCCCCCAUGCUAAUGCUCCUCGAGUGGGUAAUCGUGAUGGUCCCCUAGUGGCUAAGAAUGAAAGUACAAGAAAUUAUCAUGAUGGUCCCGCAGAUGAUGAUUAUGAUGAUUAUGAUCCCAAAGAAAGUGAUCCCCAUGGUAAUGGGAAUGAUGAUACCCCAGACGACAAUCACCGAGAUAGUGAUAUCCAAGAGGGAGAUGAUGAUAAUGAUGAUGAACUACCCCUAGAGGGUGAUGGCGAAGAUGACUCCAGAGAAGACGAUUGUAAUGACAAAUACGAAGACAACCCUCUAGGUGUCAUGAAUGAUCAACAAGUGACAAGCCACACAACCAAAGAAGUGACCAACUACACGUCAACGAUCAUAUUAAUGGGCGUAUUAAAAAAGAUCAAAGGUUUCCAAAACGAUGAAGAUACUUCACCGUAUGACCUCAACCCCCAGCCGGCCCACCCCCGUCAUCUACCACCUAUGAACCCUCACGACGGUCUUGGAUCUCGAUCUUGUGCGGCUGAGUGA
Molecule: messenger RNA, 615 nt
Organism: Tigriopus californicus
Lineage: Eukaryota; Metazoa; Arthropoda; Copepoda; Harpacticoida; Harpacticidae
Exons: 2
Coding region: 1-615 (204 amino acids)
Source: RefSeq, a predicted model, not a curated record